Molecule: messenger RNA, 1825 nt
Organism: Nelumbo nucifera (sacred lotus)
Lineage: Eukaryota; Viridiplantae; Streptophyta; Magnoliopsida; Proteales; Nelumbonaceae
Product: UDP-rhamnose/UDP-galactose transporter 6-like
Source: RefSeq, a predicted model, not a curated record
CAUCAUCAGUAACCCCGUGGCUACCUCCCAUGGCAUGGAAGUGCGAAAUCUUGUUUACGUUAGAUUUUACUCUUUUUCUUCUUUCACCUAAAAGCAAACAUGAAUGAAUCCAAACACAUUGUUUGCACUUAUUAGAAUUUGCAUAGCAUCAGAGGAGUACCCAACUCUUCACUCUUGGAAUUAGAUGGUUUUCACUUUUCAUGGAUCGCAUUUGCAUCAGGAGCAGCAUCUGAUCUGACGGUCAAUAACUGGGCAGGACUAUUUCUACACAAGUACCCCUUUCUACAGAAUAGGAGGAGGGGCCAAUACAGGAGACUAGGAGAGUGGUCGAUGCCCCGGGCGCGUGUUCCUUUACCAACGGCGACCGUUCGACCCAUGCCUGUUGGAUCUCGUCUCAUUUCUCAAGUUUUACGAGUCCACGAAGCUAACUCUUUACUCUAAUUUUCUUUUUCCGAUCUCGGAUCAGAUUCAUAAUCUUCACACGUUUAAAUUUAAUUUCAUCAAGUGCUGGUUGGGCAGGUUUGUGGGAUUGCUACAACAGCUAUAACAAGCAGUAUAAGAAAAUUCUCAUUUUGUUUUCAUGGAGAAGCAACUUAAAUAGAGCUUAAUGGGGAUCUAUGAAAUGGCCCCAGCAAGCAAGUCUGGUAAGAAGGCGGCAGUAGAUGCAGCUUCAUGGAUGUUCAACGUUGUCACUUCCGUCGGGAUCAUCAUUGUCAAUAAAACUUUGAUGGCCACCUACGGCUUUAGUUUUGCUACAACAUUAACUGGUCUGCACUUUGCCACCACAACACUGAUGACCUCUGUUCUUAGGUGGCUAGGGUAUAUCCAGGCCUCCCAUCUGCCACUACCUGAACUUCUGAAAUUUAUCCUUUUUGCUAACUUCUCCAUUGUUGGAAUGAAUGUGAGCCUAAUGUGGAACUCAGUGGGAUUCUAUCAGAUUGCGAAGCUGAGUAUGAUUCCCGUAUCCUGUCUUCUUGAAGUCGUCUUCGACAAGAUUCGAUACUCUAGAGAUACAAAGCUUAGUAUAGCAGUUGUUCUACUAGGUGUUGCAGUGUGCACAGUCACUGAUGUUAGUGUCAAUGCUAGAGGCUUCAUUGCUGCUUUUGUAGCAGUUUGGAGCACUUCUCUGCAACAGUAUUAUGUACACUUCCUCCAAAGGAAGUAUUCACUUAGCUCUUUCAAUUUGUUGGGCCAUACUGCACCAGCUCAGGCUGCAACGCUGCUGUUGAUUGGGCCUUUCCUUGAUUUCUGGUUGGCAAACAAAAGAGUUGAUACCUUUGAUUAUAGCUUGAUGUCUGUGUUAUUCAUUAUUCUUUCGUGCACCAUUGCAGUAGGGACCAAUCUCAGCCAAUUCAUCUGCAUUGGUAGAUUCACGGCUGUGUCCUUCCAAGUCCUUGGCCACAUGAAGACUAUCCUUGUAUUGAUCUUGGGAUUUUUUUGUUUUGGGAAGGAGGGUUUAAGUCUACAAGUAGUGGUUGGCAUGAUCAUAGCAGUGGUAGGAAUGAUUUGGUAUGGCAGUGCCUCAUCUAAGCCAGGAGGGAAAGAGCGUAGGAGCCAUUCAAUGUCAAACAACAGACAACAAAAGCAUGGUGGGUCGUCUGAUUCCAGUGAACAUGAUGAGAAUGUUUAGAAUUAAUACAAGGUGGUUAUUUUGAUAUUAUAGCCUCCUGAUAUUGAAGGUUAGAGCCACAUUUUUUUAAUUCCAAGUUUCUCUCCUUGGUCGUGCAUUUUUUCAAGGGGACAAAUACUAUCAGGUAGGAUGCAGAUCCCUAAAAUAUUCAUCCUGUCAUGAUCAUAAUCUAUAGUAAUUUAUUUUCUUCCUCAU